Salvia splendens (bonfire salvia) is the source of this 1150-nucleotide messenger RNA. RefSeq names its product transcription factor bHLH25-like. The transcript has 4 exons. The coding region runs from base 106 to 972 and encodes 288 amino acids. Gene Ontology annotation, molecular function: protein dimerization activity. The record is from RefSeq and is a predicted model, not a curated record. Lineage: Eukaryota; Viridiplantae; Streptophyta; Magnoliopsida; Lamiales; Lamiaceae.
GUCCUAAAUUAAGUUGCAGAGUUUGUACAGAUAUCUCAUCAUCUUCUUCCUUUUGCUUCCAAUCUACUGGAUUUGGACCCUGAAGAAAAAAAAAACAGAUAGGUCAUGGAAAAUGGAGAAUAUUUUGAAGAGAUCUUUGAUCUGAAGCCAGUUUUCCCAGAGAUGUACUCAAAUGGAAGAAGCAUCAAGCCCCAAAUUCCCUACAACAACAAUCCUCCGUCAAAUUCCACCGCUGCAGUCCCCAAAUUAAUCUCUUUUGAGAGCUCAAAUUCACCAAAAAUGGAUCAAAACACCACAAAUCUCGACACCAACAGUGACUACUCUCUAACCUCGGAUAUCAUAAAUUUCUCUUCUUCUGCAAAGGAUGAUAAUUCCAGCAGCAGCAACGAGUACUGUCCUCACUCAGCAAAGAGGAGCUCUUCUGCAGCUCCAAGAACUCCCUCACAAGCCAUGGAUCACGUUGUUGCCGAGAGGAAGAGGAGAGAGAAUCUAAGCCAGCUCUUCAUCAGCCUCUCCAAAGUCGUACCGGGCCUCAAAAAGUUGGACAAGGCUUCACUACUUGAAGAUGGGAUCAACUAUGUGAAAGCUAUGCAAGAACGAGUGCGUGUUUUGGAGGAAGAAGAGAAGAGAAGAGCAAGAGGAAGCUCCGUAGAUGCAGCUGCAGUGAAAGAGGAUUCAUCGUCGUCGUCAUCAUCAUCAUCAGCUUACGGCCUUAAAUCGGACGGUCCAGAAAUUCAAGCAAGAAUUUCGAACAAGCAUGUCUUGAUCAAGAUUUUCUGCAAGAAUAAGAUGGGGUUGGUGUCAAGAAUCCCAAGUGAAAUGAUGGAAAUGCAUCUCAAUGUUGUGGACAUGAGAAUCAUGCCUUUUGGAGGGACUGCUCUUGAUAUCACUAUUCUUGCUGAGAUGCAGAGAGAAUUCAAGGGCACAACGAAAGACAUUGUCGAACAAUUGCAUACCAUAUUCCUUAUCUGAUUUUACCAGAUUACAUGAACUUAGAAGACAUCAACAAUAUAUCUAAUUUUCUGACUUAAAAUGGUAUUUUGUCUUUUUACUUUGAUAAAAUGUAUAUUAGUUACUCACGAUUGAAAUGUGUACGAGAUUAUCCUAAACUAACUUUUUUUUUUUCUGGAAAAUGUUGACAUUUGAUUAA